Messenger RNA from Trichomonas vaginalis G3, 3306 nucleotides. RefSeq names its product NCK-associateD protein 1 family. The coding region runs from base 1 to 3306 and encodes 1101 amino acids. Gene Ontology annotation, biological process: cell migration; cell morphogenesis; cortical actin cytoskeleton organization. The record is from RefSeq and is a predicted model, not a curated record. The transcript has a single exon. Gene Ontology annotation, cellular component: SCAR complex. NCBI's taxonomy places the organism in Eukaryota, Parabasalia, Trichomonadida, Trichomonadidae.
AUGGCAUCUAGCGGACGUUCCGAAGAGACUGAAGUACUUUGUCAGCAUAUAGAUACCGUAACAUCUAAAAUGGAGCAAAUCCUCCUCUUAUUCAGCCCUGGAUCUGACUUCGUUAAGUGCUUUGAUUCAGGUGAAGGUAAAACAUGGGCUACCUAUGUUCAGCAAUACACCAACUCUAUUACAAUGAAGACGGAUGCACCUAAGGUUCCAAGCGGAUCUUCAAUGAACAAGUGGCUCGCGUCAAUGUAUCCAAAAAUCAACAAGAUUGCAGCAUCAAUCAAGUAUAUUGGUCAAUGGGCCACGCUUUCCAUCUACCAACUCAAGCUAGCCAUCGGUAAAAUCAUAGAACUUGAUAUUCGUUGGAAUCAAAACACAACAAUAACAUUAUGCAAGAUUUUCGUUCAGCUUGUUAAAGUUAUGCUUUUCUUCAACCAAACACAGCUUCUCCGUAAUUACGCUUUAAUUGUUGCCAACGCACCAUCAAAAGAAUUUGUUGGAAUCAGCAAUGACUUUCCUAAAAUCCUCCAUCUUAUGGACAACUGCACAAUCAGUCCAUUCCACUGCCUCGCAGUCAACAUCGAGCCAAUUAAGGGCAAGAUGGCACGCUUAGCUUCAAAUAUCGGAACUUUCAUUGCCAAGCUUUUCGGCGUUUUCCCACUUAUCGAAUGGGAACCAUUUUCCAUAUUUACCAAGCGUACAGCACAGCCUGAGUCUAUGUUACCAGCUGAUGAAUUUAUUAUUCUCCAGAACAUUUCCCUUUUCAAGGAGACAUUGUUCUUCUUCCUUAUGACAUUCCCAGACACAACAUCCAAGAACGAAUGCUUCGGCCUCAUUGUCGAAGCCCUUCUUUCCGAAAUUCCAGUUAUUCCAAUAACUCGUUUAGUUUCCAUCAGUUUGGAUGAUUUCCUCAAGCUCUGCCCAAGCGAUGUCUUCAACAAGACCCUCCUCAACGCAGCCAUCUUGCAGACAAAGCGUAAAUUCAAUACAUCCCACAUCCAACGUAUUAUUCGUGUCACAAUUCUUCUGGAAGACAUCUUAAACAUCUGCAAGUUCAACAUUUCCCUUCUUCCUCCACUCAUGAACUUCAUUACAGCGUUGGGAGGCCUUGCAUAUUACGAACUCGAUACUUGCUUCUAUUUCAAGGAGCCAAGGAACGAGGCCAUGCAUCUUCUUUCAGUUAUCACAGAUAUCGCCGAACUCAUUCGCCUCAACUUCAACUACAUUCAGAGAUUCUUCCUCUUCAACAUCGCUUCUACAGACACACAAUACCUCGAACGCCAGCUCAGCCAAGCAGUCGUUACAGCAUGUUCUACACUCAAAGAAGUAGACAUGUCCAAGCUUAUUACGGAUAUCCUUUCAUCACUUCUCGCUCUCGACCUCGAACAGUUCGAUAAAGGCUACAGAUACGAGUUCACUCCACUUCUCGUCACUCACAGCCACUACUUGUUCAAGUUUGCCGAAAUAAAGACCCGCGAGAGAGUUUCCUUCCUCGAUCCAAUCUUUGAGCAUCUCUCCGUCAUCAGAGAUCACAUUGCAUUCGCUACAAACCCAAUCCAGGCAUUCCUCAACUACGUUCCAUUGCAUACGAUGUGGAAUCACCUCACUUUCCUUGGUACAAUCAUCAGAGGCACUGAGAUACAGAUCAACUACACACCAUCUGUUCUCAAGAUGUUCACAUUCUUCUCCUACGACACAUGCGUUCUCAGACAGCUUGGAAUUGAGUGCCAGAACGUUGUAAAGAAGUAUUCAGAGAUCAGAGGCCAUUUAUUCCUCAGAAUCACACAGAGCAUCACUCAGAAGAUCGACAGCGAGAGCCCAGAAGUGAGAAUUCUCAUGCAGACACACAGUUUCUUGACAGGAAUGUCCGGAUUCAAGAGCGAAGAGUUCUCUCUUCCAAAGGGAUCCUCAAAGAAGAAGAUUGUUCUCAUGAACGCAGACAACAUCGAGAAAACACAACAGAUCGGCUCUUUCUUCGAGAGAGUUCCUCAAUCUGUUGUUCUCCUUAAGAACCCUGAUUACGCUGCGGGAUACUACGCGAACAACAUCACAGAGAACUUGACGAGAUUCAUGUUCCCGAGUGAUGUAACUCCAUCAUUCUAUUACAUGGACAUGGCUUUCACAGCAUCAACAACAUUCAUCUGGCCACUGUUCACAGCACUCGGAUCUUCAUUCCAGAGACGUCUCUUCGAGUACAGAUUGAGAGAAUCAUCGUAUCCGAACCAGAACAAGCUCGACGCACAGAUCCAGUCGAUGCUUGGACUCAGAAAGGAAGAUACUCCAAUCAACAACAACACUUUGAUUCUUAGAAUUGAGAGGACAUACGUUGAAUUCAUUUCUAAGAAGUUCAAGAACUGUUUGUACAUUCCUCCUCUCAAAGGAUUCUGGGGAUUGAACAAUUCCAAGGAUUCCUGCCAGUUCUUCACUCUCGGAAGCAUCGAAUUCCUCAUCAGAUCAUUGGGAAUCAACGCUGGAUUCAGAAUCAACAAACUUCUCACGAUGAAGUGCGUCGAAGCAAUUUCCUCCAUCUUCAGGACAUUCUGCGAUUUGGAGCCACAGAUCAAUUCGUGGUACGACGACAACAGAAGAUACGGAAACAUCAAACCAGAAAUCGCACAGAACCCACACAUUUCUGUCGCAGUUGAGAACAUGCAGAGACUUGGUGUUUGCCUCGCAUUGAGAUCAUUGUUGAGAGAGGCGAUCAAGAAGAUUGUCGACAGGAACUUGCCAGGAUUGACAACAUUGAUCGAUGCAGCUGUCAAGAGGAAAGAGAACUUGGAUCCAAGAGAAGUUCUCAUCAGAGAAAUGCUCUGCGGAGAUACUCCAGAAGUUCCUUUCAUCAGGACAAAGUUGCAGACAUUCAAUUUCAAGAAAUUGAAGAAAUCAUCUCAUUUCUUCUUCUUCUUCGGAAUCCUCCUUCUCUCUCCAACAUUCAACAACGCAAAGUACGAUUCAGCUCACGAUGCAAUCAAGGAGAACAUGCACUUGUUCCCCAAUGCAAUCGCUGCAAUCAUAAGAUGCGCUGACACAAUGUUCGAGGAUCUCGCUGACAGGACUCCUUCAAACCCUGUCUACCUCAAGGGCAUCGAGACAAUGCUCUCAACACUCAGAUCAAUCAUCCACUUCAAGCAGGCAAGCAACGACAAUUCUGCUGCAACAUCAAUCACAGUCAUGGCUUCUCUCUUCCCGAAGGCAAUUCCAUCAAUUCCAUACGCAACAAUCGAUGCUUACUUCCCAUCAAGAACAGUCAACCACGCUCAUUCCGAUGCUGCCUUCGAACAGGCAAACAGACCAAUUACUCAGAUGUAA